AUGCAUCACAACACUAAGCAAGGUCUAAUAUUUCUUGCAUUUUUGAUUGCCUGUGGAGGAGGUAUCGCUGCCUUCAUCCUUUUGCGCAAGCCCCAUGACGAAGAUCCACAUUCCGGAAAGCGUGAAAUAGCGGGCAUGAAUCCAAACAAUAUUUAUGCUAGGAGUCUCCCUACAGGCGCUUUGACUAAUAUGUAUGCUGUUCUUGAGAAAAGGGAAUCCCCCCGAGUUCACCCAUCUCAUACCCAUCACAGCACGUCGUCUCAACAUCGAAACAAGCAUCGUUUCUUUACCCCAGAAGCAGAACUUGAUGAUACAGGCAGUCAAAUUGUCACCAUUCCUACUACUUCAGCUACAUCAGCCAGUGCACAACCGUCCUCGAUCUCUAUUACUAGUAGUACUUCGUCUAUCGAUAUCUACUCAUCCUUCGCAGUGGAGCCCUUGAGUACUUUGUUAGCCGCAGCAGGGUUUCAAGACUCCAUUCCUACGUCAUCAAAUCCAAUUACCGAAGUUAGCAUGAUUUCCACAGCUCCAACGAGUUCGCAGCCUUUGGCCACUGCUGGUGGUAGACACAGCCAUCUUCGUAAGUUUCGAGGUUGA
Molecule: messenger RNA, 597 nt
Organism: Botrytis porri
Lineage: Eukaryota; Fungi; Ascomycota; Leotiomycetes; Helotiales; Sclerotiniaceae
Exons: 1
Coding region: 1-597 (198 amino acids)
Source: RefSeq, a predicted model, not a curated record